Molecule: messenger RNA, 744 nt
Organism: Sciurus carolinensis (gray squirrel)
Lineage: Eukaryota; Metazoa; Chordata; Mammalia; Rodentia; Sciuridae
Product: cationic trypsin-3-like
Exons: 5
Coding region: 1-744 (247 amino acids)
Biological process (GO): proteolysis
Molecular function (GO): serine-type endopeptidase activity
Source: RefSeq, a predicted model, not a curated record
AUGAAGACCUUCGUCUUCCUUGCCCUCCUGGGAGCUGCUGUUGCUUUCCCCACUGAUGGUGAUGAUGACAAGAUCAUUGGGGGCUACACCUGUGAGAAGAAUUCCCUGCCCUACCAGGUGUCCCUGAACGUUGGCUACCACACCUGCGGUGGCUCCCUCAUCAAUGCCCAAUGGGUGGUGUCUGCAGCUCACUGCUACAAUCCACGAAUGCAGGUGCGUCUGGGAGAACAUGACAUUGAUGUCAUUGAGGGAGAUGAGCAAUUCAUUGAUGCAGCUAAGUUCAUCUUACACCCCAACUACGAUGAAGACACCUUAAAUAACGACAUCAUGCUGAUUAAACUGAACUCCCCCGCCACCAUCAGCUCUCGAGUGUCCACUGUCUCUCUGCCCAAAUCCUCUCCAUCUGCUGGGACUCAGUGCCUCGUUUCCGGCUGGGGCAACACUGUGAGCUUUGGAAGCAAAUUUCCUUCACUUCUGCAGUGUCUGGAUGCUCCUGUGCUCUCUGACACUGUUUGCAAUGAUGCCUACCCAGGAAAGAUCACUAGCAACAUGUUCUGCCUGGGCUUUCUGGAGGGUGGAAAGGACUCUUGCCAGGGUGACUCUGGUGGCCCCGUGGUCUGCAAUGGAGAGCUCCAGGGUAUCGUGUCCUGGGGCUAUGGCUGUGCUCUGAAGGGCAAACCUGGUGUCUACACCAAGGUCUACAACUACGUGGACUGGAUUCAGGAAACCAUUGCUGCCAACUAA